Passer montanus (Eurasian tree sparrow) is the source of this 2360-nucleotide messenger RNA. It is a transcript of the gene PDE1C, whose product is annotated as phosphodiesterase 1C. Gene Ontology annotation, biological process: signal transduction. Lineage: Eukaryota; Metazoa; Chordata; Aves; Passeriformes; Passeridae. The record is from RefSeq and is a predicted model, not a curated record. Gene Ontology annotation, molecular function: 3',5'-cyclic-nucleotide phosphodiesterase activity.
UGGGCUGUCACAGGCAGGUACUCAAGGACAGCUAAGAGUGAGCUCGAGUGCUCUGCUUCCACGAGGGAGAGAAAGGCAGCUACUGAAAGUGCAAGCUGGCAGGAAUCAUGAUAGACCCAAGCAGCACAAAGGAAGCAUUUAAAAAAUGCCAGAGUGCUACAUUCAGUAUUGAUGGCUAUAACUUUACAAUUGACUCUUCAAUGAGGAUGUUCGGCUUGCUUCACAUAGACAUUGUAGCUCUACCAGUCCUUGAAAUCAUACCUGUUACCAGUUGUAGUUCCCAGUUUGCUGGCCAUUCUGAGCGGGCGAUGAUGGUCAUGUCGGCACCGGUGUCCAGCAUCCCUGGGCUCCACCAUGCUCCACUGCCUAUUUCUCAAACACUGCUGGUAGCGCUGCUGAUUCUGGGGUCUUUGGUAGAUGUUAUGAGGGUGUCUGGGUCUAAAUCACAGAACUGCUUGUGGAGCACCAUUAUUGGUGGGCUGACGGGCAACCUCUUCAAGGAAAGGCCAAAGUUGACCAUUAUCAAUGACCCUAGACAUCCUGAAGAAAUUUUAGCAGAUGAACUACUGCCAGUGGACAGCCCUGAAGCAUUGGUGAAAACAUCUUUCAGAUUACAGUCUUUGGUAAAGCAAUUAGAGAGAGGGGAAGCUUCAGUUUUAGAUCUAAAGAAGAAUUUGGAAUAUGCAGCGACUGUUCUUGAGUCAGUAUACAUUGGUGAAACUAGGCGUUUACUGGACACAGAAGAUGAGCUCAGUGAUAUCCAGUCUUACUCUCUGCCCUCAGAGGUCCGUGACUGAUUGGCUUCUACCUUCACACGGCAAAUGGGGAUGAUGCUCAAAAGGACUGAGGAAAAAACCCAGUUAAGGAGUAUUGUCCAUGCAGUGCAAGCUGGGAUAUUUGUGGAAAGAAUGUACAGGCGUACUUCAAAUAUGGUAGGCUUGAGCUACCCACCAGCUGUAAUUGGAGUGCUAAAGAAUGUAGACAAGUGGUCCUUUGAUGUUGCACUAAAUGAUGCCAGUGGGGAUCAUGCACUGAAAUUAAUUUUCUAUGAACUUCUCACACGCUAUGAUCUGAUCAACCAUUUCAAGAUUCCCAUAUCUGCCUUGGUGUCUUUUGUGGAAGCUCUGGAGCUUGGCUACAGUAAACACAAAAAUCCUUAUCACAACCUAAUGCAUGCUGCAGAUGUCUCACAGACAGUCCAUUACUUCCUUUUCAAGACAGGCACUGUGCACUGGCUGACAGAGCUGGAGAUCUUCGCUAUGAUUUUUGCAGCUGCCAUACAUGACUAUGAACACACUGGAACCACCAACAAUUUUCACAUCCAGACAAGGUCGGACUCAGCCAUUCUAUAUAAUGACCGGUCUGUGCUUGAAAAUCAUCACGUUAGUGCGGCAUAUCACCUUUUGCAAGAUGAUGAAGAGAUGAACAUUUUAUCUAAUCUCUCAAAGGAUGAUUGGAGGGAAUUUAGAGCUCUAGUCAUUGAGAUGGUGUUGGCUACUGAUAUGUCCUGUCCCUUCCAACAAAUCAGAGCUAUGGAGAAUGCUUUGCAGCAGCCAGAAGGGUGAGUCAUUUCACAACAUACGAAAGCCUUAUCACUGUUAUUACAUACAGCAGAUAUCAAUCAUCCAGCCAAGGCCUGGGAUCUCCAUCAUCACUGGACUAUGUCUCUACUAGAGGAGUUCUUCAGACAGGGUGACAAGGAAGCAGAGGUAGGGCUGCCCUUCUCUCCUCUGUGUGAUUGGAAAUCUACUAUGGUUGCUCAGUCUCAAAUAGUGGCCAACUGCGUGCUGAAAUUCCUAACGUCUCAAUACACCGCUCAGAAGCAAGGUGCCAUCACAGGCAACUGUAGCUCGUUGGACAGUGCCAAGUGCCUCCUGCAAACUGACAUCAGGAAACAGGCCUGUGUCCCAUGGCCCGAACUGGCCGUCUACCGGCUGAAAUUCCAAACGUCUCUGGAUGCCUCCAAGAGGCAAGGUGGCACCACAGGCAACGGUAGCUGGUUUGAUAGACCAAAGUGCUUCUUGAAAACUGACAUCAGGAUCCUGGCCUGGUCAGUUUUGUUUCUCUGGGAAAAGGCCAUCGUUGUUUACAAGGUUCCAGUGGCCUGCAGCGACCAAGAGACUAGUGAAAUUGCGGAGGUUCCGAAGGCCCGGAGUCGUUGGAUGCCUGCUGAAAUUCCGAACGUCUCAAUAUACCUCCCAGAAUCAAGGUUCCGGUGGCCCGCAGUAGCCAGCUGCCUCCUGAAAUUCCGAACAUCUCAGGAUGCCUCCCAGAUGCAAGGUGCCACCACAGGCAACUGUGUCUGGUUUUACAGUGCCAAUUGCCUCCUGAAAAAUGACAUCAGGAACCUGGCCUGCUGA